Messenger RNA from Caenorhabditis angaria, 605 nucleotides. NCBI's taxonomy places the organism in Eukaryota, Metazoa, Nematoda, Chromadorea, Rhabditida, Rhabditidae. The record is from the annotation of a GenBank genome assembly.
AUGGCUCUCAAGAGAAUCCAGAAAGUGAGUGGCUAUUAUUCAUGCCCAAUGUAUCUUUAACAACUAUGUUUUUUUUCAGGAAUUACAAGAUUUGGGCAGAGAUCCCCCUGCACAAUGUUCAGCUGGACCAGUCGGUGAUGAUCUUUUCCAUUGGCAAGCCACAAUUAUGGGACCACCAGAAUCUCCAUACCAAGGAGGUGUAUUCUUCUUGACCAUUCACUUCCCGACCGACUACCCAUUCAAACCACCAAAGGUUGCGUUCACAACACGUAUUUAUCAUCCAAAUAUCAAUUCUAAUGGAAGUAUUUGCUUGGAUAUUCUCCGUUCUCAAUGGUCACCAGCAUUGACCAUUUCAAAAGGUAAUUUUCAUCCCGAGGGUUGCUGUGACAAUUUUUAAUCACUCUCUUUUCAGUCUUGCUCUCGAUCUGUUCACUUUUGUGCGAUCCAAACCCAGAUGAUCCGCUUGUGCCAGAAAUUGCGCGCAUUUACAAGACAGACCGCGAAAGGUAAAUUUGCAUCACUUUUUAAUGUGAACAAUUCUCAUUUAUAUCUUUUCCAGGUACAAUCAAUUGGCAAGAGAAUGGACGCAAAAGUAUGCAAUGUGA